AUGGAACGAAGACGUUUACAACAGCAAAGAAUGAAACAACAACACCGUUUUUGUGUUAGUCAACAAGAUUUAACAGAUGCUAUGGCUCGUAUGAAGCCACCACGACGUGCGACCUAUAAUAAUAUAAUGAAUAUUUCUGCAUCGUCAGUAUUGUCAUGUUCAGCAGAUACAUUGACUACUCCAUCAGUUUCAAAAUUAGUGAAAGAAUUCGAAGCACGAUCAACACCCUAUGAAAGUACACACGAUGAUAUAUCGGCUGGUAAAGAAAAUUUUCCUACCGAAUUAGAAUCUAACGGUUUGCAGCAAGUAUCAACUCCAACAAUAAAAAUCAAGGCUAAUAAUAUCGACGGCAAUGCCAAUAUUUCUCGUUUGAAUAACGACGCCGAUCAAACAGUCAAAGAAAAAACACAACAAGAUCAAUCGAUCGGAGAUAAAGGACAAGAAACAAUAAAGCAAGAUCAAACUGUAGUUAACGAUCGUCACAAACGAGAGCAACAGUCAUCGUCGUCUUCAUCCUAUUACAGUGUCGAAGGUAAUAACGCCAUGCAAAUGGUAACACGAAAUACAGAUAAUGAUUCAACUGUUUCAAAACGGCAUGAUAAAAUUUUCGGAGAAAUACUUUCAAAAGAAGCACAACUUAAUAAUGCUCUUGCAGAUUUAAUUUCAUUAUCGAAUGAUGCUGAUAUAUCGUCAUCGGUAUCUUCAUCAGCAAAAUCAUUAACUAAUGCUUUUCAACAUCCGCGAACAUCGAGCACUAAUGAUAAUAGCAAUAGUAUAUCAGCAAGUAUUGCUUUAUUAAACAAUUUACUCGAAACAUUCGAUCUGGACAAUGAAGAUUAUAAAACCAAAACGACAAAGAAAAAUCCUAAUGAUCAAAUUAGUGAUAAAAAAAAUAACGACAUGAUUCAACCGAUUAAUAUGCUUUGUGUUAUGAAACCAGAUAAUGUAUGCGCUAAUUGCGGCCAAUCAUGUGCUACUAAUGAACAGAUUGUUAAUGCAGCGGGAAAAAUUUGGCAUACGCAAUGUUUUGUGUGCGCUCAAUGUUUUCAACCAUUUGAAAAUGGAAUCUUUUUUGAAUAUGAAGGUCGAAAAUAUUGUGAACGAGAUUUUCAAAUGUUAUUUGCACCAUGCUGUGCGGAAUGUAACCAAGUUAUAAUUGGUCGUAUUAUUCGAGCACUGAAAAAAUGCUUUCAUCCAGAUUGUUUUCGUUGUCAAUUAUGUCAUAUUCCAUUACUUGAAAUAGGUUUUUCAAGAAAUAAUGGAAGAGCUCUAUGUCGAGAAUGUCAUACAAAAGAAAAAGAAAAAGAUUCAAAUGCAUCACAACGAAUUUGUUCAACAUGCCAUCAAAUGAUGGAUAGUAAAUAUAUCAAAUACAAAAGUGAAUAUUAUCAUCCUUUUCAUUUUCAAUGUUCAUCGUGCCGAGUUGAAUUAAAUGAGAAUGCUCGAGAAGUAUGUGGCUUAUUAUAUUGUCUUUCGUGCCAUAAUAAACUUGAUUUACCUGUGUGUGCUGCUUGUCGACGUUUAAUUGAUGCUCGAGUUAUUAGUGCUCUGGGAAAACAGUGGCAUGUCGAGCAUUUUUGCUGUACACGUUGUGCUCAACCGUUUUAUGGUAGUAAACAUUAUGAAAAUAAUGGUUUAGCAUACUGUGAAACGGAUUAUCAUAUUCUAUUUGGUUCAACAUGUUUUAUUUGUAAUAGAAUUAUAUCAGGAGGAGUUUAUACGGCAUGUAACAAAAAAUAUUGUGUUGAUCAUUUUGCUUGUUCUAAAUGUGAAACGAAAAUGAAUGAAAAAAGUAAAUUUUUCGAUGUUGAUGGAACACCUGUUUGUAAAUCAUGUUAUGGCAAAUUACCAUCAGAUACUCGAAAAUCUCUUCAACACGAUCACAAAAAGAAAUCAUUGCCAUCUAUUCUAAAACAAAGUACUGUUUAA
Molecule: messenger RNA, 1929 nt
Organism: Rotaria socialis
Lineage: Eukaryota; Metazoa; Rotifera; Eurotatoria; Philodinida; Philodinidae
Source: the annotation of a GenBank genome assembly